GGAAUGGCAAUGUGACCACCAUGUUACAUUAUCGCAGCAUCUUCCAGUCGGCCCUUCGCCAGUCUUCGAUACAGACACGAAGUUUUUGGCGACCAGCGGUCCGAAACGUCAGCACCGCGACACGACCAAAUGCCUCACGAGAACCAUGGCGUUGGACGCGCCGCCUGAUCUAUGCCGGCAUCUUUGGAACACUUGGCGUCGGUGCAGGGAAAUGGCUGGACAACAAAAUUGCAAAGCCACCGAUUCCUGGCUCGUUAGAAGACCAAAUGGAGAUUCAGGAAAUCCAUCGGGUGUUCGACAUUGGACUCCCCAUUGUGCAGGAGCUGCGUCGCAACCCCGAUUACGUGGAAAAAGAUGUCUACGAAAACUUCGCGGACAAGCACAAAACCCAUCGGCUGACAUCAGGCCCCUUGGCUGGCAGUAGGGGCUUGGGAUUACAGAAAGUUUUCUGGAAUGACAAAGAGAAGAAAAUCAUUAGCGUGGUCUUCUUGGGACCAGGCCUCGAAGGCUGGCCAACCAUGGUCCAUGGGGGCGCGCUCGGCACUGUGAUCGAUGAGAACCUGGGGCGCGUAGCUAUUCGGCACUUCCCAUCGCGAACAGGGGUCACUGCCAACCUCGAGCUCAACUACCGGGCACCGGUCCACUCGGACAAUUUCUAUUCCCUGCAUACAACGCUAGAUCAGGAACAGAGCACGGACGCCAAGGCAUACGCCAAGUGUGAGGUCCGUGACAUGGCAGGUCGGCUAUGUGUUGAAGCGACGGGACUUUUCGUUGUUCCAAAGACACUCCAGCUGAGCAAGGUUGGGGAAUAUUUCUGAACUGCGCAAAUACCCACACUUUACUCGCUACAUGGCUUGAAAUCUACGAAUACGCGGCUUGCUUCGAUCGUGCGACUUCUCCGAGGCUUCCGCCGAGGUUGUAAUAAACUCAGCACCGACCUCCUGGUCCCCUUGGACGAGGUCAACUGAAAAGCAGGAAGCUGGCAAGGGAAAACAGACCUUAUAUAUGAACUAUUUCUGUACAAAUAUGCGCUAUCUGAUGACUUCAUACAGAUACAAUCAGCGUCUCUUGUACAUUUGAGAAGGUUAUAAAUUCAAAACUCAAACUCUCCUAAUA
Messenger RNA from Penicillium samsonianum, 1116 nucleotides. RefSeq names its product PaaI family thioesterase. The transcript has 2 exons. Lineage: Eukaryota; Fungi; Ascomycota; Eurotiomycetes; Eurotiales; Aspergillaceae. The coding region runs from base 21 to 818 and encodes 265 amino acids. The record is from RefSeq and is a predicted model, not a curated record.